GACGGAGCAGACUGGGCCGCAGCUUCGCCUCGCCUCGCCUCCAUCUUAGCGAGGCCUGCUGCCGGCGUUCGAGCUGCAAGGUGAGGCGAGCGGGCGCUAGGCCCGGCCACGCCGCCUGAGGUUAUUUCAGUAUGUAGGAGGGAGUCCCUUCUUUGAGUUCAGCUACCAAUCGCAUGAUGAAGAUUGCAGAGUGAUAUGAGCAAAAAGUAAAGGAGAGAACGAUGCUGAAGAAAAAUGAAGUUUGCCGCCCUUUCCUUCCGACAACCUUAUGCCGGGUUGGUUUUGAACAAAGUCAAAACUAUCGAGACCCGUUGGCGACCAGUGUUGGCUGAGUACGAGGCCUGCACCCUUGCUGUCCACAUUGCUUUUAAAGACUGGGACGAUGACGCCUGGAAAGGCAUCCUCAUGAAUAGACUCGGCAUGACACAGACUCAAAUGCAAGAGUUACUAGAUGGGGGUGAAAAGUUUGGCAGAGGUGUCAUUGCCGGGCUAAUUGACAUUGGAGAGACAUCACAGUGUCCAGAACACUUGCAUCCUGAAGAUGCUUUGGUAUUGGAAAACAAAGCUAUCCUAUUAGGCCUGGAGCAGAAAUACUUGACAGUUAUUUCAAACCCCAGAUGGUUGCUGGAACCCAUUCCUGUACGAGGACGUAAAGAUGUCUGGCAGGUGGACAUCCCAGAGGAACUGAUUCCUUCUGUGGAACGUUAUUGAAGAGAUUGUGAACAAGAGCUAACACAUGGCUUGGGACCGCAAUACCUGAUGGAACGCCUCUCCCGACAUGAACCUACCCGUACACUGCGCUCAACAUCUAAGGUCCUCCUCCGAGUGCCUACUCCGAGGGAAGCUCGGAGGAUGACAACAAGGGAUAGGGCCUUCUUGGUGGUGUCCCCCUGACUGUGGCAUGAUCUCCCCGAUGAGGCUCGCCUGGUGCCAACAUUGUUAUCUUUUCGGCGCCAGGUCAAGACUUUUCUCCUCUCCCAGGCAUUUUAACAGCAUUUAACAACGUUAAAUUUGUUUUUAAUGGACCCCAGAAUUGUUGUUUUUAAAUGGAUACUGUUUUUAUACUUUUAAUGUUUUUGAUGGUUUUUAAAUUUUGUAUACUUUUUAAUGUUUACCAUUUUUAACUGUUGUAAACAGCCCAGAGAGCUUCGGCUGUGGGGCGGUAUAUAAAUGUAAUAAAUAAAUAAAUAAAUAAUACAUGAUGGUAAAGGAAA
This is a messenger RNA of Elgaria multicarinata webbii, 1214 nucleotides long. Its product is annotated as protein EOLA1-like. Lineage: Eukaryota; Metazoa; Chordata; Lepidosauria; Squamata; Anguidae. The coding region runs from base 235 to 711 and encodes 158 amino acids. The record is from RefSeq and is a predicted model, not a curated record. The transcript has 5 exons.